Clonostachys rhizophaga is the source of this 2082-nucleotide messenger RNA. NCBI's taxonomy places the organism in Eukaryota, Fungi, Ascomycota, Sordariomycetes, Hypocreales, Bionectriaceae. The record is from the annotation of a GenBank genome assembly.
AUGCCCUCUCAGCCCCCCGAUACCCCUCACGGGAGCUCCUUAGCAUCAUCUCAAGACCCCGAACUGUCCACCCGCAGGGUCAAUCGUUCUUGUUUGGAAUGCACUAGACGCAAGGUCAAGUGUGAUGGCCGCCUUCCCUGUGCCAGCUGUGUCUACUACAGGUCACCAGAUGCUUGCGCCUACCGUCAACGCUUGAAGAGGAAUGCUGUAAGCAGGAGCACUUUCGACAAAGCCUCGGAACAGAUACGGACUCAAUCAGAAAUCCUCGAUACCCUGUUCCCCGGCAUUCCCUUGUCAGAUCUCAAAGGCAAGGGGGCUCUUGAACUUCUGAAUCUCCUUCCCAGUACUACUAAUCCGAAUGCUCUUGCAUUUAUUCAUUCAUCUCGCAGAGAUACUCUGCGAUUAUCAUUGAAUCAAGGAGGAGCAGGGCCAGAAGAUACAGCGCCGCAUCAAACAGAUGCGGAUGACUCUGCCGCCGUGUCUGAAAAUGGCGAGCCACCUGUGGUAAGACGAUGGGACGAGACGCACCAGGAGCCGUGCAGCGUGGCCAGCGACGAUGUCAACGCCUUUGGUCUUACAACGGAUAGCCAAAUUCGUUCCUAUCUGGGAAUGACUUCGAUGAGCGCCAUCAUCAGGGGCAUCUUUCGUCUAUGCCCCGCUGCCAAGGAACAUACAGUGAGAUGUUCCAAGGCUUGGGCGGCAAUCCCGUCACAACCCCUGCCACCAGUUUCCUAUCUGGAGAGGGACAGGCUUAAGGAGCAACGCUGUAUUGACUUCUACUUCGAUAGUGUCCAUUCCAUUACCCCUCUCCUUGAUGAAGAAGAUUUUCGCCGAGAUUAUCUUUCUGGGGCUCGACAGGAUGCAUCAUGGAAAGGCCUCCUCAACAUGGUCUUUGUCAUGGGCUCCAUCUCAUCGGGAAGUGAUAGUCUUCACGAAUACUAUUACCACCAAGCUCGGUCUUUCGUCAAUCUCGACAGCUUAGGGGCAGGUAACCUUGACAGUCUGCAUGCUCUAUGCCUCCUUGGUGGCUACUACCUACACUAUCGCAACUCGCCCAACAUGGCUUACAGUGUCCUGGGGGCUGCUCACCGCAUAGCCAUAGCCCUUGGUUUGCAUCGUGAGCCUCGUCAGAAGGCGAUGGGCGACGAUCCAGAAACAGAAGCCAUCCACCAAAAACAUAUUCAGACUCGGAGAAGAACUUGGUGGAGCCUCUUCUGCCUGGACACUUGGGGAGCUAUGACUCACGGCAGACCAACCUGCGGACGCUGGGACAAUACCACAAUGGACACUCAGUUUCCCACAGCCUCAUCCCCACAAGACCACGCCAUUAUUUCACUCCAGGCCAGUUCCAGCUUCUGUCUUAUCUGCGACAGGAUGCAGCAAAGAUUCGCCCGAUCCGGCAGACUCUCACUGGAAGAGGUCAUCUCCUUCGAUCAGGAACUCGUGCAGUGGUAUGAGAGCUUGCCGCCCUGCAUCACUGAGCCGUCUUCAGCACGUCAAGGCUUUCAAAUUGCUCGAGAGUUCAUGCGAACGAGAUACCUCAACGCCCGAAUGCUACUUACACGAUCGUCCUUCCUCUAUGUGGCCCACGGCCAUCGAAAGAAUAUCACAGAACUACCCCCGGAACCACAGAGGCUAUUGGACUCAUGUUGCUCGGUGGCAAGCGAGACCAUUGAUGCAAUCGCGCUCUACUGGACCCCAAACAGAGUUCAUGUCUGGAACGCUGCGUGGUAUCUUUUCCAAGCCUGCAUGACUCCCCUAUUGGCGAUCGCCGUGGAUAAGAACAUGGAAACCUCCGCCGUCGAUCGGGUUGCCAUGUGCAGGGCGAGUUUGGCCAAAGCCCUUGAGAGUUUCGCUGAGAUGAGGCCUUGGAUGAGGGCGUCUGACCGUUCCCCAGAUAUUGUGUCCGCCCUUUACGAUGCCUUGACUGCCGAGUAUGACCAAGCACUUUCCACGCCAUCCGUCACGUCCCGAAGCUUGGACAUGUUCGGGUGGUACGAUGAUCCAUUCAAUGAAUUGGAUUGGGGCACUUUUCUUGGGGGCGAGAACAUUUCCUUCCAAACCGUAUUUCCAACCCCAUAA